Messenger RNA from Trichomonas vaginalis G3, 576 nucleotides. Its product is annotated as aminoacyl-tRNA hydrolase protein. The transcript has a single exon. Gene Ontology annotation, molecular function: peptidyl-tRNA hydrolase activity. The coding region runs from base 1 to 576 and encodes 191 amino acids. The record is from RefSeq and is a predicted model, not a curated record. NCBI's taxonomy places the organism in Eukaryota, Parabasalia, Trichomonadida, Trichomonadidae. Gene Ontology annotation, cellular component: mitochondrion; cytosol.
AUGAAAUCUAUUGCUUUAAGCGCACUUUCUGCUACAGCAGGUAUUGCACUUGGUGUUUACCUUACAGAAAUUGUAGAAAAUUACCGCAAGAAGAAAGAAAUGGCCGCAUAUGCUGAUGACCCUGUAUAUGCAGACGACGACGCAGAAGAGGAAGAAGAGUUGUAUGAAGAAGAUGAUGAAGAUUUCAUUACACCCAAUCCAACAACUGUUGUUCCAGAAAAUUCUUGCGCAAUUUUCUUCAUAAAUAAGAGCCUGAAAAUGAGAAAAGGAAAGAUUUCUGCUCAAUGCGGUCACGCUUCCCUCGGUAUUUUCAAGAAGACAGCUAAAGUUUAUCCAAAAGUUGCAGCCUAUUGGUUUGAUAACAAAUUCGAUAAGGUCUUCUUCAAUAUAAACGAUCAACAACAGAUGGAACAGUACGCUCAGAAGGCCCUUGAUGCUGGAUACCUCUUUGAAACAAUUGUUGACGCAGGCCGCACACAAAUUGCAGCUGGAUCACAUACAAUUCUCGUUGUAGGUCCAAUUGAUAAGUCAAAUGUUGCAGAAUUCACAAAGGGACUCCAACAAGUUACAAAAUAA